AGCACAUUAACCUCAAACUUCCACACGAACACGGGUUUACAGCAGACAGACAGAGGGAGUCGACAUAACACAGCCACAAGCACCCAAUCCUUCACCACUCCACAAUAUAUCAUCCACUAUCUGGCCUGCCAGAACAGCAUAAUCAGCGACCACACUCAACAAAUUCGUCUACUUGAUAUACUAUCGUCAUAAAUACCUUCUCAAGAUCGUCGUCACAGAAUUUGUGAAUCCUUACUAUCAGCGGAAAUGGGUCUUACAGCCUUCCUCAAAAGCCUUAAACCAAGGAAACUGAAUCCGUCUACAGCAGACCAGAGCGUCUUAACACCAUCUCCCUCUGGUCCAAUCUCCAACUCUAGCCCUAGCUAUGUCAAUGAUAAUAGAGAACUCCAUUCCACCUCCAAUUUCCCCACGGCGGCAACCACAACCACGGCUGCUACGGCCUCCACCUCCACCCACACUCCAGUCGUCCCGCAGAAACUAGUUUUCGAUGUGACAGGAAAGCAACUAUCAGGUCCAAAAUACACGCCUCCAGAUCCGAACGCAACUGAGGAGGAGAAGGCAGCUCGGGCGAUAGAAGAUGAGCAGCGGAGGAUGGCUAUGCGACAGUAUUUGAGGGACCAUAGGGAUAAGGGUGGAUUUUUUAUGUCUUAGAGGAAGAAGGACAUGGAGGAGGUGUGGAGGACCUAGCGCUGGUUUUUGUGUUACUUAGGGGGGGGAGAGAUUUCGGUUCACUAGGAGUGGGAAGGAAUGAAUGUGCACUAUACUUCCUAGACCUGGGUAUGAUAUUGCAGCAGUGGGUUCGU
Lindgomyces ingoldianus is the source of this 803-nucleotide messenger RNA. RefSeq lists its product as uncharacterized. The transcript has a single exon. Bases 247 to 651 code for a protein of 134 amino acids. The record is from RefSeq and is a predicted model, not a curated record. NCBI's taxonomy places the organism in Eukaryota, Fungi, Ascomycota, Dothideomycetes, Pleosporales, Lindgomycetaceae.